Molecule: messenger RNA, 1442 nt
Organism: Xenia sp. Carnegie-2017
Lineage: Eukaryota; Metazoa; Cnidaria; Anthozoa; Malacalcyonacea; Xeniidae
Exons: 6
Coding region: 171-1274 (367 amino acids)
Source: RefSeq, a predicted model, not a curated record
AGAGGCAGAAGGCUCUAAGAAUAGAUCGGAGCGGAGUUAUCAUCUUUACUCGCUCUUUUAUUAUCAGCAAACCUCAAGAUUGCGUGCUAAUUUUACGAAAGUGUAGUACUAUUCAGAGCGUCAUUAUACAAUUUUGUCGCUUGUGCAUUCCUGUCGAAGUUUAAAUAGAAAUGGUGAUCGAUGUUGAGCAUAUCGAAAAUUCUUUCGUUUGGGAAACAUUUAAGGAUGGAAUGCCUUACCUGGGAACGUACAAAAAUGAAAAACCAGAUCGCGUAAAGAUGCACACGCAGCGCUUAGAUUUAGCGAAUUGGGUGAAGAUCGACCGCACGUACGCCUCACAGCAGUGCGAGAAGGAAAGAUUGUUGAGAACUAAACGAAAUGAGAUCUUCGUGACGAACAACGAUGAAUCAACUGUCCUUGCCAAGCAAGAACUCCUAGAACUACUUUCCGAUUAUUUGCCAAAGCGAUUUCCGGACAAGUUCGAGCGUCAAGAGCAAGGCAUUUACAACAAAAUGCUUGACGAAUUCGUAUCUCUACAUCCACAAGAAAAUGAUGACCCUCUCAUGAAGGCAUCGCGUCUCACUCAGGAAGACUGGUGCAUAAUGGAAUGGGACGAUAAAGAACAAGGAUACUGUCUUACUGCAGGCGUUGUCUUUUUCCCCAUGCGUUGGUCCCUUAAAGAAAAACACAACCUACCAAUGUUAAAAAUACAUAAGCCGGUCGACGGGUUCACGAAUCAUUUAGUUCCCAAAGUGUACGAUCUAUUUAAAUCAAUGUCAACCAAUGCACCAGUGCAUCGUGGAAAUUGGGCUGUCUUUCAUGAUCUUCACGGCGUUCUUGAUCUAUACACGCCGACUGGUCAUGAAGAACGCAACGAGGAUGCAGGUGUAUACCGUUAUCAAGGAGAGAAGACGGGCCACGACCUGAUGUUUAGAGCCGAGUACCAGACCUUACGAAAGUUGGAAAAAAGUUCGGCGAUCGUUUUUUCCAUUCGUACUUACCAAAUACAUCUUGAAGAUUUUAAGAAAUUUCCGCAGAAGGAAGCCGAAUGCCUGAUAAAAGCAAUCGAGAACUUACAUCCGAAUUUCAUUGAAUACAAAGCGCUGUCAUCUUGGAAAGAAGCCUCGCUGAAGUAUCUGCGUAAAAACGUACUUGGUCUUCGUGAUCUCGAAGAGAAGAAGUGGUAUUAUUUGGGAUUAACAGUAGGAAGUGUGGUAAUUUUGGCGACGGCUGUGGCCAUCGUUUGGAAAUUAAGGCGUGUGGGUCAAUGCUAGAAUAACCUAUAGAUACAUAUCUUUGCUUUCUGUCCAAUUCGUAUGGACAAUUGUAAGGUGGAAAUACGCCACACAGGCUGAGAUAGGUACAUGCAAAAUAGUUUGGUAGCACAAUUCUUAUAAUAUGUAAUAAUACUUCUUAUUUGUAAUAUAUUUAACACGAAGGUA